GAACUUGGUUAACUUCUAAUUGGCGGUAUUGUUACCUAAGCCCUGGAAAAGAAUCAGUUUAAAGCGUAGAUAAACUAAAAUUGUACCCAUAAAAUAUGGUACAGAUAUUAAGCAUCAUGUUUGCUUACUUUAUGGUAUUGUUAGUGGUGGGAACCAGUGCUCAAAGGCCGACGGUCAGACAAGGUCCGCUUUCGUACGUCCAAGCCAGAAAUGCUUUCGCACGCGCGACACUGUAUUUACAAGAAAGACUGCCAGACAGACAAACUAACAUAACAGAUCCAGAAACGAGUAAACAAUUCAACUUCGGAAUCCUCGCUGGUGUUACCCUCGCUUUGGUUAAAGCAUUUUACGCCACAACCUCUGAAUACGACCCACUGAGGGUAUUGCAAAAAUCAGUUCCAGAAUCGUGGGAGGACUACAACGCGGUAUCUAGGAGUGUUAACGCUGUUCUAGCGGAGGCAAAUGCUAAGAUUCGGCCGAUUACAACACUGAUAGAUACACUGUGCCCAACAACUGAUACCGUGGAAGCCUGCAACCACGAAGUCCACGAGCGCGUGAUUCACAGCACAUACCUCGGACAUCGAGCCAAAUUCCUCCUCCAGUUAGGUAGAGCAGCGGCAACGAUCAAUAGAAAGGCGAAGCUUCUAGAUAAUGUAGCAGCUAAAAACAACGCAGUGCCUUAUCUCUUUAAAUUAGUAGUUAGUACUCCUUUUGAGGUGUUUAUAGCUGAAUUGACGCGGGCCUAUGAAUUUAUACGACCAAGAAAACUGAAAUAUCGUCGCUCUCACUUUGCAAGUCAACAAUGAAAAGCAGAGUUUUAUCUACCAGUUUCCCUUGGUUCAAUGAAACCUAAAAUACUUUAGAUAACUCUUCCUUUAUAACUGAAAGUUCGUUGAAUAUCAGAUGAUUUUUCACCGUGGAAAAAGUAGCAUUACCUUAUUAUUCCUUAAUAACAAUUAUUUCUGAAAAAAAGCAGACAGCCAAAAUCUAUUGGAUAUGUUGGAAAAUUAUAGGUAAUAAUAAUGUGCAUACCAAUGAUUUAUUAAUAAGUACCUAAA
This is a messenger RNA of Pararge aegeria (speckled wood butterfly), 1058 nucleotides long. RefSeq lists its product as uncharacterized. The record is from RefSeq and is a predicted model, not a curated record. Bases 96 to 806 code for a protein of 236 amino acids. NCBI's taxonomy places the organism in Eukaryota, Metazoa, Arthropoda, Insecta, Lepidoptera, Nymphalidae. The transcript has 3 exons.